Oncorhynchus kisutch (coho salmon) is the source of this 4437-nucleotide messenger RNA. RefSeq names its product DNA topoisomerase I, mitochondrial. Gene Ontology annotation, biological process: chromosome segregation; DNA topological change; DNA replication. The transcript has 20 exons. Gene Ontology annotation, molecular function: DNA binding; DNA topoisomerase type I (single strand cut, ATP-independent) activity. NCBI's taxonomy places the organism in Eukaryota, Metazoa, Chordata, Actinopteri, Salmoniformes, Salmonidae. The record is from RefSeq and is a predicted model, not a curated record. Gene Ontology annotation, cellular component: nucleolus; chromosome. The coding region runs from base 150 to 2411 and encodes 753 amino acids.
GUUGAACUUUAAAAAUCUCGCGCUACUUUCUACAGACAGAGCGGUUUGGAGAUUUCAGCCAUACACUAAGACAGCAAAUUCGCCAUUCGUAGCAAAAGUAAUCAGUCAAGGCCAAAUUUAGCACACAGAAGAAGUGUGCUCUGUAGGAGAUGGGCGGAGAGAAGAAUGUUGGCCAAGCCAGAGGAGGGAAGGCCAAAGCGAAGACACCCAGACAGAGGCUGAGUGAUAAGGAAGGAGGCUCGGGUGGAGACGCACCUAGGAAAAGUACAAAGCCCAAUAAGGAAAGAACUAAAGCCACAGCAAAGUCUCAGCGGGUGGAAAAAGUAAAAGUUCAGAAAAAGGUCAAGGCUUUCAAAACGGAGAGCGUGGAGAGCUUUGAUGAUGAUGUGAGGUUUAAUUUGGCUGUAAAAGAGGAGCCUGAAGAUGGAGACUUUGUGCCAGAAAAGAGGGGGAAAAAGAGGAAAAGACCAGAGGAUGAACCCAUGGAAGGUCCCUCGUGUUCCAGUGCAACCCCAACGUUAAAUAUGAAAUUGAAAGAGAAGGACGAGGCUGACCCGAGGACCGAGAAUAACACAAAGGAGGGGAUAAAGAAAGAGAAGAAGCCAAAGAAAGAGGAGGCGGAGCAUCCAGUCACUACAAAGAAGAAGUCAAAGGAAGAGAUUGAGGCAGCAAAAGCGUUGAAGAUCAAAAAAAAAGAAGAAGAAGAGCAGCAGCGCUGGAGAUGGUGGGAAGAGGACAAGUAUGAGGAUGGUGUAAAAUGGAAGUUUCUGGAGCACAGGGGUCCCUUUUUCCCGCCGGAGUACCAGCAUCUCCCAGACAACGUUAACUUCUACUACAAUGGUAAAGUUGUGAAGCUGGGCCUUGCUGCAGAGGAGGUGGCCCUGUUCUUUGCUCAGAUGCUUGACCAUGAAUACACCACAAAAGAUGUGUUCCGAAACAACUUCUUCAAGGACUGGAGGAAGGAGAUGACCCUGGAGGAGAGGGUGCUAAUUAGUGACCUGAAUAAGUGUGACUUUCAGGAGCUCCACACCAUGCACAAGGAGAAGGUGGAGGCUAGGAAGGCUAUGAGCAAAGAGGAGAAACUGGUGAUGAAAGAGGCCAAUCAGAAGAUAGUGGAGGAGUAUGGCUUCUGUAUACUAGACCACCACCGGGAACGCAUUGGCAACUUUAAGAUUGAGCCGCCAGGUCUCUUUCGAGGACGGGGGGAGCACCCCAAACAAGGCAUGCUUAAGAAGAGGAUCCAGCCGGAGGACGUCAUCAUCAACUGUGGAAAAAAGUCUUGUAUCCCAGAGCCCCCUGCUGGUCACCACUGGAAGGAGGUUCGCCAUGACAACACAGUGACCUGGCUGGCCAGCUGGACUGAGAAUGUUCAGGGCUCCUGCAAGUAUGUCAUGCUCAACCCCAGCUCCAAACUCAAGGGUGAGAAGGACUGGGAGAAGUAUGAGGUGGCCCGCCGGUUGAAAAGCUGUGUGAAUGGGAUCCGCCAGCAGUACCAGCAGGACAUCAAGUCCAAACAGAUGGAGACCCGCCAGAGAGCUGUGGCCCUUUACUUCAUAGAUAAGCUGGCCCUGAGAGCGGGUAACGAGAAGGAGGAGGGCGAGACGGCGGACACGGUGGGCUGCUGCUCCCUGAGGGUGGAGCACAUCACCCUCCACGACCUGCUGGAGGACAAGGAGUGUGUGGUGGAAUUUGACUUCCUGGGUAAAGACUGUAUCCGCUACUACAACAAGGUCCCCGUCACCAAGAGGGUGUUCAAGAACCUCACGCUCUUCAUGAAGAACAAGGAGCCUGGAGACGACCUGUUUGAUCGCCUCAACACGUGCUUGUUGAAUAAGCACCUGUCAUCCCUGCUGCCUGGCCUGACUGCUAAGGUAUUCAGGACUUUCAACGCCUCCAUCACCCUGCAGGAGCAGCUCCAACAGCUGUCCAACAUGACCGACAACCCGACAGAGAAGCUGCUCUCCUACAACAGGGCCAACCGAGCUGUUGCAGUUCUGUGUAACCACCAGCGGGUGCCGCCAAAGACCUUUGAUCAGUCUAUGGCCAACCUCCAGUCCAAGAUUGAUGGCAGGAGGGAGCAGUUGGCCCUGGCCAAGAGUGAGCUGAAGCUGGCCAAGAAGGAGGUCAAAGCUCACAGUUCAGACAGCAAGCUGCAGGCGGUGGUGGAGCGUAAGAAGAAGGCUGUGCAGCGCUGUGAGGAGCAGCUUAUGAAGAUGGAGGUUCAGGCCACAAACCGAGAGGAGAACAAGCAGAUCGCACUGGGCACCUCCAAACUCAACUACCUGGACCCACGCAUUAGCGUGGCCUGGUGUAAGAACAUGGAGGUGCCCCUGGACAAAAUUUAUAAUAAAUCUCAGAGGGAUAAGUUUGCCUGGGCUGUUGACAUGACCGGGGCAGAUUUUAUAUUCUAAGUCAGCCUCUACCCUUUAGUUCUACCUAAAUGUAAAGACUAGGAGGCAGGUUUUAUCCUUUUGGUUUUAACUACCCAUGUGUUGAACUACAGAAUCCUUGAAUUUUUCAGUCCACUUCACAGCAAGUUUUUUCCAAGUUUAAUUGUUGUAUUGCUGUUGGCACUUUAAAAAAUAAAGUUUACUAUUGUUAAUGGUAAACCAAGAUGAUCUUAUAGAAAGUAUGGAUAACGUUUCCUUUUAUAAACAUUUAAUAAAGUUUCUUAAGAAAAGAAUGGCAAAGCCUCUUCUGCGUUUUUUGCAUGUCAUCUCCUCUGUUAUCAGACAUGCCUUUAGCAUGUCUCACCGAAGAUCGUCAUGAAUGGAUGAUAUCACCAGUCAUAGAGCUGGCCAUGUGGAUGGAGGGAUGUCAGGUGUGACUUGGUGUGCAAUGUAAAGAGUCAGGAAUUGAAAGCAUAAGGGUCUGUUUAGUCAAGAUGACCUCUAGUGCAGGGAUCAGCAACUAUACUGGGGGAAAAAAAUGCAACAAUUUCAAAGAUUUUACUGAGUUACAGUUCAUAUAAGAAAAUCAGUAAAUUGAAAACUUCAUUAGGCCCUAAUCUAUGGAUUUCACAUGGAAUACAGAUACCUUUAAAAAAAUAUGCCUCAUGGAGCACGACACAUCUUCAGAAACUGGAACACGCUGUCGUACACGUUGAUCCAGAGCAUCCCAAACAUGAUCUAUGGGUGACCUUUCUGGUGAGUAUGUAGGAACUGGGACAUUUUCAGCUUCCAGGAAUUGUGUAUAGAUCCUUGUGACAUGGAGCCAUGCAUCAUCAUGCUGAAACAUGAGGUGAUGGUGACUGAUAAAUGGCACGACAAUAAGCCUCAGGAUUUCGUCAUGGUAUCUCUGCGCAUUCAAAUUGCCAUGGAUAAAAUGCAAUUGUUCGCUGUCUGUAGCGUAUUCCUGUUCAUACCAUAACCCAAAUUUGAGACAUCUGUGGCAUUGUGUAGUGACAACUGCACAUUCUAGAGGCCAUUUAUUGUCCCCAGCACAAGAUGCACCUGUGUAAUGAAGAUGCUGUUUAAUCAGCUUCUUGAUAUGCCACACCUGUCAGGUGGAUGGUUAUCUUGGCAAAGGAGAAAUGCUCACUAACAGGGAUGUAACUAAAUUGGUGCUCAGAAUUUGAGAGAAAUGUUUUUUUGUGCAUAUGGAACAUUUGUGUGAUCUUUUGUUUCAGCUCAUGAAACAAACACUACAUGUGGCGUUUUAUAUUUUUGUUCAGUGUAGAUUUAGCCGCGGGCCGUUAAAAAAAUAUAUAUAUAUAUAUAUUCUUGAGCGGAUGUUCUUGGCCCCCCGACCAUACUUAAAAAUAAUUUGUAAACUGCAAAUUGACCUGCAGAUAAAAUAUUUGGUUACAUUUGUAAACGAUCACAUCUCUAUAUUGUGCGUGGGAAUACUUUGGAACAGAUUUCCAGUUGGAGUUGAUUUACAGUUUUUUUUUUUUUUGUCUUAUUUCCAACAGUAUGAAAUCUAACUUGGGGGCCAAAUUUGGCCUAUGGGGCACCAGUUAGGGAACUCUGCUCUAAUGCGACACUAUCCUGAUGCACACAUGAAGGCACGUUUCUCAGAGCCCCAUAAGAUAGGUUCAGGGCAUUCAGGCUGUUUUUUUAAACCAGCAAACAAGAAACUAAUAUGUUGAUUUAUUUCCUAAGAAUGAGACUGAUUUUAAGAUUGCUCUAUUAAAGUUAUUAAUACAAACCAGUCAGUUGAAUUUGUUGAAUUCAGUUGAAUUUGGAAUGCAUUCUACUUGGCACAGAGUGCUGUUUAUCACUGGCUUGCCUUUUACUGUAUACUUCAAUCAACCAUUACUCAUAGGGCUGAAAAGUUCUGAGGGAAAUUUUCAAAUAAAUCUUCAAGUCUCUACAUAAGAACUGUUACUUUUAUUGCAAUAGUCAAUAUAAAAAAUAACUUUACAACAUGCCAAACCAAGUAAUGAAUGGUUACAGUGGAAAAGUGUGCUACUCCUGGAGAAAAUCCUUGACAUCU